Onthophagus taurus is the source of this 3663-nucleotide messenger RNA. It is a transcript of the gene Hmt4-20, whose product is annotated as Histone methyltransferase 4-20. The record is from RefSeq and is a predicted model, not a curated record. Lineage: Eukaryota; Metazoa; Arthropoda; Insecta; Coleoptera; Scarabaeidae. Gene Ontology annotation, molecular function: histone H4K20 methyltransferase activity; protein binding. Gene Ontology annotation, cellular component: nucleus.
AAAAAUUCCACGUGUUCCUAUUGACAGGUGAUCGUAUGGUUCGGAACCGCACUAAAUAAAUUAAAAAUCUUAUCUUCUCGAAAUCAAGCAUCUGAAAUUCUUGGUUACUCGUAAUCUGAUUGAAUAAACGAGUUCCGAGUAUUUUUCGAGAGUAAUUUAGUUGUGUUAUCGUUUUAAAAUCGAAUAAUAUGUAAAUAAAAUGGAGCCGAGAAGUGGCCGAACUGCCAUGACAGAUUUAGAGCGUCCAUCCAGUUUUGGGACCCGUAGAAAAGUUUUCGUACGAUGCGAGUUCCCUAAGGACGCAUUCCCGGAAAGUCGGUGAUGAGGCGGUCCGUUUAAGUGCCCGGAUUCAUUUCGGCCGGUAUUCGUCGCGAAAGUAAUUCAGUUUAGUACGGUAUUUCGUGUUUGACGUGUGCUUCCCAACGGCAAAUGGCCGAACGCCAUUGCCAGCCGCGUUCGGAGGAAAAAUGAGAUUAUUCAACAAUUGUGUCCCGUAGAAACGGUCCUAGAUGUUUUCAAUGUUGCCCGGAGUAAAAUAGCGAUCAGGAUGGUUGUUGAUGUUCUCGCGAAGCCCUACGUGAGCAAAAUGCAACCGGCCGGCAUGAACCCCAGAGAACUGUCGGAAAACGACGAUCUGGCGACGUCUUUAGUCCUUGACCCAUACCUCGGCUUCAUCACGCAUAAGAUGAACAUUCGAUAUCGACCGUUGCGAGUCAACAACGACGAGUUGAAACGCAUCGUCGCUGAAUUCAUUCGCACCCAAAACUAUGAGAAAUCUUUCGCUCGCAUUCAAAAGGGCGAUUGGAUGCCCAGACCGAAAUCCAAAAACCAACAAAAAAGACUUGAGGAACAUAUUUAUAGAUAUUUAAGAGUAUUUGAUAAAGAUUCCGGUUUUAUGAUAAAACCAUGCUAUCGUUAUUCAUUAGAAGGUCAAAAAGGAGCAAAAAUAUCAGCCACAAGAAAGUGGUACAAAAACGAAAAAAUCGAAUGUUUAGUGGGUUGUAUAGCAGAAUUAACCGAAGAAGAAGAAAAAAUGUUAUUACACCCAGGAAAAAACGACUUCUCUGUAAUGUAUAGUUGUAGAAAAAAUUGUGCUCAAUUAUGGUUGGGCCCCGCAGCUUACAUUAACCACGAUUGUCGGGCAAAUUGUAAAUUUGUCGCGACCGGAAGAGACACAGCAUGCGUAAAAGUACUUAGAGACAUAGAAGAAGGUGAAGAAGUCACAUGUUUCUAUGGCGAAGAUUUUUUCGGAGAUAAAAACUGUUACUGUGAGUGUGAAACGUGCGAAAGACGCGGAACUGGGGCGUAUGCAAAAAAUUGCGAGAAAAAAGAAGAAAACGGGUAUCGAUUACGCGAAACGGACAAUCGUAUUAAUCGUACCAAACGGAAAUCGCAACCGUCGAACGGACACGUUCAAAUGGGGAAAAUCAUCGCGCCUUUAAGUAUUAAAGAGUUACGUCAGAAAGGUUUGACGAAGUACGACGCGGAAAUGUUGAUAGCGCAAGGUUGUAAAUUUACCGAUAUCAAUGAUUUUCAAAAGAAAAAUAGCGGUGUUACGGAAAUGACGUUGAGGGAAAAAAAGAAACAACCCGAAAAGAAAGUUGUUAAUGGGGUUAGUAAUCAUGUAGAUAGCAAAUUAUCCAGGGCUUCGAGGUUGCAAAGACGACAUGCCAGGCAAGCGAAUCAAGAAUUAAUGGAACUUGAGAAUCGAAACGUUUCAAUUUCUAAUUUAUUGGAUGAUUUACAGAGUAAUGCUAGUAGUAGUACUGGGUAUAGUGAUCAUGAUCUUAUAUCUGAAGGUGCUCAGGAUAAAAAGAAAUUUAAUGAUAGUCUUGAAGGUGGAAAAACUAAUACAGAUCCUGUUACAACUUCUGGCAUAACAUUACGUAGCAGUCGUAGAUUAUUAGAACCACCUACAGAAGUAACCCAAACAACUCAAAAAUUAGAUCAAGAUAUAGAUUGUAAUCAAAAUGAUAAAACCUCUACGACAGAAGAUGAGAAUUUAACGAAAAAGGUUGAUCGAAUAACAACACGAUCAAGUUGCUCGCUACCAACCACUGCCAAUAAUUCCGAAUUUGAUUCGGAUUCAACUAAAACCAUAAUCGACCUUCAAUCUUCAAAUGAAACAUCAUCAGAACUAGCGGUGGAAGUUCCCGAAACUGUUGUAGACGCAACAUCAACGACUUCCGUUAAUAUUAAUAACGUUGAUGAAGAAAUUGUAAUUGAUCAACCGGAUGUUGGUUUAGAUACUGCCAUAGAUGAUAAUAAAAAUUUAGAAAAUGAUAAUAAAGAGGAAAACCACCAAAUGGUUGUUUAUAAUAAUGAACAAACGGUAGAAAAAAUUGUCGAAAAAACUCCGGAAAAAUGUGGACGAUUAAAAUUAACUUUACGCAUGAAACGUAGUCCGGUUUUAGAUGAAGUAAUCGAGUCGGGAAAUAGUUUAAGUGAGGACAGUUAUGAACCGGAAUACGAAGUUUUAAGGGUUGAAGGUGUUGAGACAACAACGCAUCAUUCGUUUUCUCACCGAAAAAAACGACACAAAUCGAAAGAUAGGAAACGGGAUAAAAUUCGAAAACAAGAAUUAGUUGUGACAAAUCCACCAAUGAAACGUUUGAGGCUCAUUUUCGGGAACGAAACCCACACCAUCGAUAUCCCGUCCACUAGCACCGAUUAAUUAAACUAAUUAUCAUUAUUUUUUAAAUCUAUUUAUGUAUAAACGUUGUGGAUUUUUUUUUCUCUGUGGAUUAUUCUCCAACGUUAGAAUGGUUGGAAAAAAUGUGAAUGUUUAAUUCAUUGUAUUACAUUUCUUAUUUUUUGUUUACAUUUAUUUUUAAAUGUGAUUAGAUAUCGCAAAGUGAUAAAGAUUUUUUUAAAUAAAGAAAUAUAGGUUUCUCCAAGUGGAAAUAGAUCUGAAUUAAUAAAAGUUCAUUAAAAUAUUAUAAUAAUAAAUAUUAUUGUAAUAAUUAACUUGGAGAAAAAACCUCGUAUGAUAACUAAAAAGAUUAUUUAUUUUUAAAUAAUGAUUUAAACUAUAUAUUUAGAUGCAAUAUAGAAUAAAACUGCACGUUUUAAAAGCGAAAUGAAAAUAAAAACUAUUCUAAUAUUGUAAUUAGUGCAAAUUUACUAUUUUUAUUUGUGUCUAUGUAUAUGUUGAGUUAUAAUUUUGUAUUUUGUCAUUCAUCACUGUAUAUUAAUAAGUUAUCUUUGCGAUAUUUUGUAAAUAGUUACUGUACAUACUGUUCCAACUAUACAAGACAUUCCAAAAGAAUCAAUAAAAGCUAACUAAGUAAUAUUUAUAACAUUAUCACUAUUACAUAGUUAAGAAUCUGAUUAAAAAAAAUCUUUUUUGAAAUGUUUUGUAUAGUUCUUUUUAUAAAUGUAGCGAAAAAUUGUUCAAUAUAAUCUUUCAAAUACUAUGUGAUAUAAAAAAAAAUCAACAAAUUAAUUAAGCAGUAUUGUAGAUUUUUUUUUCGCUUAUUUCGUCUAUUUUUUUAUUAGGCAAGAGGCAAGUAAUAUAAUCAUCUUUUUUUAUACACUUGAAAACGAAAAAAAAAAGUAAUAAUAAUAAAUAAACUAGACAAUUUUUAUGUAGAUAAGUUUACAGCAAAGAGACAUUGUAAUUAAUUUAUUUUUAUUUUAAUAAAUCCCUUUCAAAUUCGUUUA